This is a messenger RNA of Polistes dominula (European paper wasp), 1607 nucleotides long. RefSeq names its product cytochrome P450 6A1. Lineage: Eukaryota; Metazoa; Arthropoda; Insecta; Hymenoptera; Vespidae. The record is from RefSeq and is a predicted model, not a curated record. Gene Ontology annotation, molecular function: oxidoreductase activity, acting on paired donors, with incorporation or reduction of molecular oxygen; monooxygenase activity; heme binding.
UUGAGUCUCGUUCUAAGCACUUCUGUUAUAAUAAUUAAGUAUACACGUAUCUUAACAUAAAAGUUAACAAGUUAUUGUUACAAACAGUCUAUUUCAGAAUGGUAGGAAUAUUUGAAAUAUUCUGCAGUAUAGUUGUGAUUAUUCUUUUUUGUUAUUACUACUCGACUGCGACAUUUGAUUUUUGGAAAGUUAGAGGAGUCAAAGGACCAAAACCCAUUCCUCUGUUUGGCAAUGUCAAGAAUCUGAUAUUAAAACAAAUAUCUUCAGCAAGAUACUUGAUUGAAAUUUGCAAUUUGUACAAAAACGAACCGUAUAUUGGUGUCUUCUAUAAAAGAACACCGAUACUCAUCUUAAAAGAUCCUCCAUUAAUAAAAGAUGUCCUGACCACGGACUUUUCUAGUUUUCCUCAACGAGGCGCUCCAAUGGCUGAAAAAGUAGAACCAUUGUCUCAACAUCUCGUUUUACUCGAAGCAGAAAGAUGGAGACCAUUAAGGAACAAACUAUCAGCUUCGUUUUCGUCCGGUAAAUUAAAAAAUAUGUUCCAUUUGAUAAGAGAAUGUUCAGAUAAUUUGGAAAAAUAUUUAAACAAAAUACCUGAAAACUCUGACGUCAAUGUUUACGACAUAACAGCUAAAUUCACCCUCGACGUGGUCGGUAAUUGCAUAUUUGGAAUCAAAAUGAACGCUCUCACUGAUGAGCAUUCUGAAUUUCGUAAAAUUAGUAGAGAAAUAUUUAAGGAUAGUUUGAAAAGUCUCGUUAAAUUUCGAUUAAGAGAAGCUUUUCCGACAUUUUACAACAAACUCGCUUUAUUGAUGCACGACACUCGUACAACUUCUUUCUUCGUUAAUCUCGUUGAACAAACGAUUCAGCAUAGAAUCAAAAAUAACAUCGUCAAGAAUGAUUUUAUAAACAUAUUGAAAGAAUUGAAAGAAAAUCCGAAAAAGUUUGGCAUCGAAUUCGAACUCACUGAGACACUAUGUGCAGCACAAGCGUACGUAUUUUUCGGAGCUGGUUUCGAAACAUCCUCUCUAACGAUUAGCCAUGCGCUUUAUGAAUUAGCACAACACCAUGAUAUACAAGACAAACUUCGUGAAGAAAUUAAAGAAGAAUUUGAGAGAAAUGACGGUACCAUAACAUUCGAAUCAGUCAAAACGAUGAAAUAUUUGAAUGCAGUUUAUCAAGAAACACUUAGAAAGUAUCCAACAGGAAUGAUCUUAUACAGGGAAUGUACGGCUCCAUCUUACAUGUUUAAAAGUACUGGACUAACUGUACCCAAGUAUCAAAAAAUUAUUAUACCCAUAAUUGCGUUACAUCACAAUCCAGAAAUUUAUCCGAAUCCAGAUGUUUUCGAUCCUGAACGAUUUUUGAUAGAAGAUAAUUUAAUCAACGAAACAACGUAUUUACCUUUUGGUAGAGGACCACGAAACUGUAUUGGUGCAAGAUUAGCAGUAAUUCAAACGAAAAUUGGACUGGCGACAUUUUUACAUAAUCACAAAGUCGAUUUAUGCAAAAAGACUGACAUUCCAUAUUCGUUCGGACAAUCGAUGUUUCUGUUUCAACCGAAAAACGGUGUAUAUUUAAAAAUUGGUCAAGUUUAUGAAAAUUAA